AUGGCGAAGACAUCGUGGCCUGAGGUGGUGGGGUGGCCGGAGCUGAACGCGGCGGACCAGAUCAACAUCGACCGGCCGGACGUGUCGGUGGGGUUCUACAUGGAGGGCUCCCCGCUGCCGUCCGGGUACGACCCCCGGCGCGUAGUCAUCAUCGUCAACGCGUCCGGCGUGGUCAUCAGGACCCCCGUCGUCGGCUAG
This is a messenger RNA of Triticum turgidum subsp. durum (durum wheat), 198 nucleotides long. The record is from the annotation of a GenBank genome assembly. Lineage: Eukaryota; Viridiplantae; Streptophyta; Magnoliopsida; Poales; Poaceae.